UUACGGUAAAUGUGUUGGGUUCUGUUUGGACUGUAGUCAGCGUGGCGCUCUGCGAGAGACAUACUGCCUUGGAUCUGUAAACUAUUGGAAGGAAAGUUCCUUGUCUACAAGGUCGUAACCGCCCCCCCUAUCAGCCAUGAGCAGCAAACCCCAGCCCCCUCUGAUGAAGAAACACAGCCAGACAGAUCUGGUGAGCCGGCUGAAGACCAGGAAGAUACUGGGCGUCGGAGGAGAGGACGAUGACGGAGAGAUACACAGGUCGAAGAUCAGUCAGAUGCUCGGAAAUCAGAUGAGGUUUGGCGUACGAGAGCCAAUAGGCCUCAGGAUAUGGAUUCUCAUGUCUGCUGUUCUGUUCACAACCAUAGCCUUAAUAGCUCUAGUGUUCCCCAGUCAGCUCUAUGAGUUUGUGUUUGAGCUCAGGACCACCAGGAUCUCCAUCAGACUCUAUGGAGGAGCACUACUCAGUGUCUCAUUGAUCAUGUGGAAAGGUCUGUACACAGCAGAGAAGGCCAUUAUCCAGUGGACCCUGCUGACAGAGGCCUGCCUCUUGUCUGUCCAGUUCCUGGUGACCAGCAUCACCCUGGUGGAGCUGGGUCUGAUGUCGAACUCUGCCAUCCUCCUCCUCCUCAGUGAAGUCCUCUUCCUCAUCAUCACACUCCUCUACUACUACCACCUGGGUCGCAGGACCAAGAAGACCCAGAACCAUACACAUAGUGCUGAUUAGACCCAGAACCAUAUACAUAGCUCUGAUUAGACCCAGAACCAUAGAUAUAGUUCUGAUUAGACCCAGAACCAUAUACAUAGCUCUGAUUAGACCCAGAACCAUAGAUAUAGUUCUGAUUAGACUCAGAACCAUAGAUAUAGUUCUGAUUAGACCCAGAACCAUAGAUAAAGCUCUGAUUAGACCCAGAACCAUACACAUAGCUCUGAGUAGACCCAGAACCAUAGAUCUAGUUCUGAUUCAACCCAGAUCCAUAGAUACAGCAGUUCUGAUUCGACCCAGAACCAUAGAUCUAGUUCUGAUUCGACCCAGAACCAUAUACAUAGCUCUGAUUAGACCCAGAACCAUAGAUAUAGUUCUGAUUAGACCCAGAACCAUAUACAUAGCUCUGAUUAGACUCAGAACCAUAGAUAUAGUUCUGAUUAGACCCAGAACCAUAGAUAUAGCAGUUCUGAUUAGACCCAGAACCAUACACAUAGCUCUAAUUAGACCCAGAACCAUAGAUCUAGCAUCUCUGAUUAGACCCAGAACCAUACACAUAGCUCUGAUUAGACCCAGAACCAUAGAUAUAGUUCUGAUUAGACCCAGAACCAUAGAUAUAGUUCUGAUUAGACCCAGAACCAUAUACAUAGCUCUGAUUAGACCCAGAACCAUAUACAUAGCUCUGAUUAGACCCAGAACCAUAGAUAUAGUUCUGAUUAGACCCAGAACCAUAGAUAUAGUUCUGAUUAGACCCAGAACCAUAGAUAUAGCAGUUCUGAUUAGACCCAGAACCAUACACAUACACUGCCCAAAUGGCCCCCUAGACUUACCCCACAUAGGACUCUGUUCAGAAGUAGUGCACUAUAUAGGGAAUAGGGCUCUGGUCUAUAGUAGUACCACUAUAUAGGGAAUAGGGCUCUGGUCUAUAGUAGUACCACUAUAUAGGGAAUAGGGCUCUGGUCUAUAGUAGUACCACUAUAUAGGGAUUAGGGCUCUGGUCUAUAGUAGUACCACUAUAUAGGGAAUAGGGCUCUGGUCUAUAGUAGUACCACUAUAUAGGGAAUAGGGCUCUGGUCUAUAGUAGUACCACUAUAUAGGGAAUAGGGCUCUGGUCUAUAGUAGUACCACUAUAUAGGGAAUAGGUCUCUGGUCUAUAGUAGUACCACUAUAUAGGGGAUAAUAGGGUGCCAUUUUUCAUGCACACUUUGAUCCCAGUUUCAUUGAGACAGCCCCAACCACUUAAAUCUGUUAUGUUCAUAGAUAAAGCUCUGGUUUAAUCUAGUUUAGGAAAGGGAUCUUUUUAAAUCUGAUUGCCAAAUAAUGUGAUUUGUAUUUUGCGAUAUGCCACUUAUUACAAGACACGUAAAUACACAUGUGCUAGUUACUGAACAUGUGCCUGCAGACAGAGAACAGUGUUGUUUUCAGACUGUGGGUCUCUUCUGUAGAUACCAAGUCCCAUGAGUCAUGUAGAACUUGUAUAAGCCUGUUUGGGGAACCCCGGGUUAGGGGCAGAACUUGUGUGUCGACAGUGAACAUACUUUAAUGGGUUGGGACAAGCGUUGAUCAUUUGAGUCAGCUGCGUAGUGCUCGGGGCAACAAAUAAAAUAAAAAAAACCUGGGGACCGAGUUUGGAAAACCCCGGGUUGGGGGCAGAACUUGUAUAAGCCUGUUUGGAAAACCCCGGGUUGGGGGCAGAACUUGUAUAAGCCUGUUUGGAAAACCCCGGGUUGGGGGCAGAACUUGUAUAAGCCUGUUUGGAAAACCCCGGGUUGGGGGCAGAACUUGUAUAAGCCUGUUUGGAAAACCCCGGGUUGGGGGCAGAACUUGUAUAAGCCUGUUUGGAAAACCCCGGGUUGGGGGCAGAACUUGUAUAAGCCUGUUUGGAAAACCCUGGGUUGGGGGCAGAACUUGUAUAAGCCUGUUUGGAAAACCCCGGGUUGGGGGCAGAACUUGUAUAAGCCUGUUUGGAAAACCCUGGGUUGGGGGCAGAACUUGUAUAAGCCUGUUUGGAAAACCCUGGGUUGGGGGCAGAACUUGUAUAAGCCUGUUUGGAAAACCCCGGGUUGGGGGCAGAACUUGUAUAAGCCUGUUUGGAAAACCCCGGGUUGGGGGCAGAACUUGUAUAAGCCUGUUUGGAAAACCCCGGGUUGGGGGCAGAACUUGUAUAAGCCUGUUUGGAAAACCCCGGGUUGGGGGCAGAACUUGUAUAAGCCUGUUUGGAAAACCCCGGGUUGGGGGCAGAACUUGUAUAAGCCUGUUUGGAAAACCCCGGGUUGGGGGCAGAACUUGUAUAAGCCUGUUUGGAAAACCCUGGGUUGGGGGCAGAACAUGUAUAAGCCUGUUUGGAAAACCCUGGGUUGGGGGCAGAACUUGUAUAAGCCUGUUUGGAAAACCCUGGGUUGGGGGCAGAACUUGUAUAAGCCUGUUUGGAAAACCCUGGGUUGGGGGCAGAACUUGUAUAAGCCUGUUUGGAAAACCCUGGGUUGGGGGCAGAACUUGUAUAAGCCUGUUUGGAAAACCCCGGGUUGGGGGCAGAACUUGUAUAAGCCUGUUUGGAAAACCCCGGGUUGGGGGCAGAACUUGUGUGUAGAGAGUGAACAUAUUUUAAUUGGCAGUACAAGAUAUAUAUUUUAAGACACACAGCUUUGUCUGUUCAUGUAGGUCUGGGUCAGAGAACGACUACUGUUGUCUAAUGUCCUGUUUCAUGUUGGUCUGGGUCAGAGAGUGUUGUCUAAUGUCCUGGUUCAUGUAGGCCUGGCUCAGAGUAUUGUCUAAUGUUCAGUUUCAUGUUGCUCUGGGUCAUGUUCAUAUUGGUGCAAAACAGAAGAAAAAAACCCAGAGUGAAACAGUGAGGUACUUACCUGUUCAAUAAGAAACGCUCAUGUCAGUUUUUUCCUGUUGCGUUCCCUGAUGACCACACCGCUGGUUCUGUUCUAAUAUAUGUUGUAGUAAAGGACAAUAACACUGGUUCUGUUCUGUUCUAAUAUAUGUUGUAGUAAAGGACAAUAACACUGGUUUUGUUCUGUAGUAAUAUAUGUUGUAUUAAAGGACAAUAACACUGGUUUUGUUCUGUUCUAAUAUAUGUUGUAGUAAAGGACAAUAACACUGGUUUUGUUCUGUAGUAAUAUAUGUUGUAUUAAAGGACAAUAACACUGGUUUUGUUCUGUUCUAAUAUAUGUUGUAUUAAAGGACAAUAACACUGGUUUUGUUCUGUUCUAAUAUAUGUUGUAGUAAAGGACAAUAACACUGGUUUUGUUCUGUUCUAAUAUAUGUUGUAUUAAAGGACAAUAACACUGGUUUUGUUCUGUUCUAAUAUAUGUUGUAUUAAAGGACAAUAACACUGGUUUUGUUCUGUUCUAAUAUAUGUUGUAGUAAAGGACAAUAACACUGGUUUUGUUCUGUUCUAAUAUAUGUUGUAUUAAAGGACAAUAACACUGGUUUUGUUCUGUUCUAAUAUAUGUUGUAGUAAAGGACAAUAACACUGGUUUUGUUCUGUUCUAAUAUAUGUUGUAUUAAAGGACAAUAACACUGGUUUUGUUCUGUUCUAAUAUAUGUUGUAUUAAAGGACCACAACACUGGU
Molecule: messenger RNA, 4283 nt
Organism: Oncorhynchus kisutch (coho salmon)
Lineage: Eukaryota; Metazoa; Chordata; Actinopteri; Salmoniformes; Salmonidae
Product: tumor protein p53-inducible protein 11-like
Exons: 7
Coding region: 137-724 (195 amino acids)
Source: RefSeq, a predicted model, not a curated record